CUUGAGUUGGGUGGGUUGCGCGUGGGGCUGGAUUCAAAACACCAAUGGGCUGUGUAUGCAUCGGGCAGGCCUCCAACCUGAAUGACAACAGCUUUGGUUGCCAUCAGCAUACACACACCACUUCAACCCGAUCAAGCUCGAUAUACCUGAACGAAGAAGUCGACGAGUGGUUUUCGAUCACCAAGCAUGGCCCAGAUACUAAAUUCAUUGGGACGACUCACAGGACCUUUAGUUGCUGGCGCCCUAGUAGCACAGGCGUCGAUCUACGAUGUCCCUGGAGGAAACAGGGCUGUUCUUUUCGAUCGGUUCACAGGGGUUAAAGACAAGGCCGUCAAUGAAGGAACCCAUUUCCUAAUCCCUUGGGUCCAGCGUGCGAUCCUAUACGAUGUCCGAAUUAAGCCUCGCAACAUUGCCACCACCACAGGUUCAAAGGAUCUGCAAACUGUCAGUCUGACGUUACGUGUGAUGAGUCGUCCGGAUGUCUCAAAACUAUCACAGAUUUACCAAAACCUGGGCCAAGAUUACGACGAAAGGGUCUUGCCAUCGAUCGGGAAUGAAGUCUUGAAGGCGAUCGUAGCUCAAUUUGAUGCAGCCGAGCUCAUCACUCAGCGAGAAAUUGUGUCAGGCCGAAUCCGAGAGGAUUUGCUAAAACGGGCCUCCGACUUCAAUAUCGUACUAGAGGAUGUUUCGAUUACUCACAUGACCUUUGGGAAAGAGUUUACACACGCAGUUGAGGCUAAGCAGAUCGCUCAACAGGAAGCUGAACGAGCCAAGUUUAUCGUCGAACGCUCCGAACAAGAACGACAGGCUAGUGUCAUUCGGGCUGAAGGAGAGGCCGAAGCAGCUGCAACUAUCUCCAAAGCCUUAGACCGGGCUGGUGAAGGCCUAGUCCAAUUCCGAAAGAUUGAGGCUGCAAAAGAAAUCGCGACAACCUUGAGCAAAGGUCAAGGAGUACAAUACAUCCCAUCGGGAGGUAACAACGGGAGUGGGAUUCUACUCAAUAUUGAUACCCACAAAUGAUUUCGAAACUAAAUAAUAACAAGAACAACUUAUAUAAAUAGAUAUAAGCUACAUAUACAAAGCUCAGGUCUCCUGACUUUAUUUUGCCUCAUCAUACCUUUGUAUCUACUUGUUUGCUAUCACCCGGUCGCACACGGUUUGUCAUUCCCCAAUGUGAUUGGUUUCGAUCACUCAAAAUGGCACAUUAAGCCCACGUGACCAAUUCUCACCAUUUUGACUCUCCACAAGCUACGACUUAUCUGGACAACCAAGGCACUUCAUGUAACAGGCUUGAAGAUGGAUAAUUACUUCAAUCAAUCCUCAUGUUCCACAUUUCCUCCUCGUAAACGAUCCAAGCACUUCAAGUUUGAAUAGAUUGUUUAUAGAGUCUUUUGUUUUGGCUGGAUGGCGCAUUGUUUCAAAACCACUAUUGUUUUGAUUGCCCAACAUGCUCAGGUUUUCUGAGAUGGAGCUCAUUCA
Molecule: messenger RNA, 1479 nt
Organism: Puccinia graminis f. sp. tritici CRL 75-36-700-3
Lineage: Eukaryota; Fungi; Basidiomycota; Pucciniomycetes; Pucciniales; Pucciniaceae
Product: prohibitin-1
Exons: 6
Coding region: 187-1020 (277 amino acids)
Biological process (GO): mitochondrion organization
Cellular component (GO): membrane; mitochondrion
Source: RefSeq, a predicted model, not a curated record